This is a messenger RNA of Impatiens glandulifera, 627 nucleotides long. RefSeq lists its product as uncharacterized. The record is from RefSeq and is a predicted model, not a curated record. Gene Ontology annotation, biological process: translation. Gene Ontology annotation, molecular function: structural constituent of ribosome. Bases 50 to 454 code for a protein of 134 amino acids. NCBI's taxonomy places the organism in Eukaryota, Viridiplantae, Streptophyta, Magnoliopsida, Ericales, Balsaminaceae. The transcript is spliced from 3 exons. Gene Ontology annotation, cellular component: mitochondrial large ribosomal subunit.
UCCAUUUCUAGCCGUAACCCAUCCCUUUGGUUAAGCAGCUGUAGCGAAAAUGGCUUUCAGAUUGGCGAUGAUUAGAGCCGCCGGCGAGAAGCUCGGCAGUGCCGUUACCGGCCGACGGUACGCCCAUAUCUCCGCAAUUCCCGGACCUCUAGACUGUUCAAUGACUUACCGGAGCGAGCCAAUGCAAUUGAUCUUGCCGGAAUCUGAUUACGAGUUUGAUUCCAAAGAUAACAUUGGAUUUGAGUUUCCAAGCUUCCAUUCUGGCGAUGGUUCAAUGGACCUCAUGGCCGUACCAAAGAAGAAGAUUAGUAAAAGUAGAAGAGGCAUGAGAAAUGGACCAAAAGCUCUGUCCCCGAUUCCAUUGAUCAUUCGUUGCAAGGCCUGUGGUCGAGCCAAGUUGCCACAUUUCUUCUGCUGUAGUGGAGAAAGGCCAAAUAUGGGCAAUAGUAGUUGAAAUGCUUGAUCAAGAAUUUUCUAUUGCUUACCCUUUUUGAAUCUGGAUUGCAGCUUUUAUACGGUUUAAACUCCAUUGUUAUUCAGUUUCUUUUUCUGGUUUCGAAACUUUGGUUUUGACAUUGAUGCUCGAAAUAAGCUUUCAAUGCAUACAUAGUAUGAAUGCAGUCAAAA